Molecule: messenger RNA, 8482 nt
Organism: Myotis daubentonii (Daubenton's bat)
Lineage: Eukaryota; Metazoa; Chordata; Mammalia; Chiroptera; Vespertilionidae
Gene: DDR2
Product: discoidin domain receptor tyrosine kinase 2
Biological process (GO): multicellular organism development; positive regulation of kinase activity; cell surface receptor protein tyrosine kinase signaling pathway
Cellular component (GO): signaling receptor complex; plasma membrane
Molecular function (GO): ATP binding; collagen binding; protein tyrosine kinase collagen receptor activity
Source: RefSeq, a predicted model, not a curated record
AUCAGCCCCGUGGAUGUGCCGCCGCGGCCGCCGGCUGAGCGGGCGGCCUUCACAGCCCGCUCUGCUCUCCCUCCGGCCGGACCGGGACCGCAGCUCUGUCCUCAGCCUCUGCCCGCAGCGCGCACUCCUGGAUGAGCGUCCCUCGCUGCCGCUGAGAUGGCCCCGGUCCCCAGGAUGCCCUCAGUGCUGCUCCUGCUGCUGCCCGUCCUGAGUUCUGCAAGAGCCCAGGUCAACCCAGCCGUGUGCCGCUACCCCCUGGGCAUGUCGGGAGGCCACAUUCCGGAUGAGGACAUCACAGCCUCCAGCCAGUGGUCAGAGUCCACCGCGGCCAGAUACGGACGGCUGGACUCGGAGGAAGGGGAUGGAGCCUGGUGUCCCGAGAUCCCGGUGGAGCCCGACGACCUGAAGGAGUUCCUGCAGAUCGACCUGCACUCCCUGCACUUCAUCACGCUGGUGGGGACACAGGGCCGCCACGCCGGCGGCCACGGCAUCGAGUUCGCCCCCAUGUACAGGAUCCACUACAGCCGGGACGGCGCACGCUGGAUCUCCUGGCGGAACCGGCAUGGGAAGCAGGUGCUGGACGGAAGCAGUAACCCCUACGACAUCUUCCUGAAGGACCUGGAGCCGCCCAUCGUGGCCAGAUUCGUCCGCUUCAUCCCGGUCACCGACCACUCCAUGAACGUGUGCAUGAGGGUGGAGCUCUACGGCUGCGUCUGGCUGGACGGCUUGGUGUCUUACAACGCUCCGGCCGGACAGCAGUUCGUGCUCCCUGGAGGCGCCGUCGUCUACCUGAACGAUUCUGUCUACGACGGAGCCGUCGGGCACAGCAUGACCGAGGGGCUGGGCCAGCUGACGGACGGGGUGUCCGGCCUGGACGACUUCACCCAGACCCACGAGUACCACGUGUGGCCCGGCUACGACUACGUGGGCUGGAGGAACGAGAGUGCCGCCAACGGCUACAUCGAGAUCGUGUUUGAAUUUGACCGCAUCAGGAACUUCACCACCAUGAAGGUGCACUGCAACAACAUGUUCGAGAAGGGCGUGAAGACCUUCAAGGAGGUGCAGUGCUACUUCCGUGCGGAGGCCGGCGAGUGGGAGCCCAACGCCGUGUCCUUCCCGCUGGUGCUGGACGACGUGAACCCCAGCGCCCGCUUCGUCACCGUGCCCCUGCAGCACCGCAUGGCCAGCGCCCUCAAGUGCCAGUUCCACUUUGCCGACACCUGGAUGAUGUUCAGCGAGAUCACCUUCCAGUCAGAUGCUGCCAUGUACAACACCUCCGGGGCCCUGCCCGCCUCGCCGGGGGCGCCCACCACCUACGACCCAAUGCUGAAAGUCGACGACAGCAACACCCGGAUCCUGAUUGGCUGCCUGGUGGCCAUCAUCUUCAUCCUCUUGGCCGUCAUUGUCACCAUCCUCUGGAGGCAGUUCUGGCAGAAGAUGCUGGAGAAGGCCUCCCGGCGGAUGCUGGACGACGAGAUGACCGUCAGCCUGUCCCUGCCCAGCGAGUCCAGCAUGUUCCACAACAACCACUCCUCACCGCCCAGUGAGCAGGGCUCCAGCUCCACCUACGACCGCAUCUUCCCGCUGCGGCCGGACUACCAGGAGCCCUCCAGGCUGAUCCGCAAGCUCCCAGAGUUCGCUCCCGGGGAGGAGGCGCCGGGCUGCAGCGGCCUCGCCAAGCCAGGCCCGCCCAGCGGCCCCGAGGGCGCGCCCCACUACGCAGAGGCGGACAUCGUGAACCUGCAGGGCGUGACCGGGGGCAACACCUACUCCGUGCCCGCCCUCACCAUGGACCUGCUCUCGGGGAAGGACGUGGCCGUGGAGGAGUUCCCCCGGAAGCUGCUCGCCUUCAAGGAGAAGCUGGGGGAAGGCCAGUUCGGGGAGGUCCAUCUCUGCGAAGUGGAGGGGAUGGAAAGGUUCAAAGGCAAAGACCUGGCCGUGGAUGCCAGCGCCAGCCAGCCGGUCCUGGUGGCCGUGAAGAUGCUCCGGGCAGACGCCAACAAGAACGCCAGGAAUGAUUUCCUGAAGGAGAUAAAGAUCAUGUCCCGGCUCAAGGACGCCAACAUCAUCCGCCUCUUAGCCGUGUGCAUUGCCGACGACCCUCUGUGCAUGAUCACCGAGUACAUGGAGAACGGAGACCUCAACCAGUUCCUCUCCCGCCACGAGCCGCCCAGCUCCAGCCCCAGCCAGGUGCCCACUGUCAGUUAUGCCAACCUGAAGUUCAUGGCGACUCAGAUCGCCUCCGGCAUGAAGUACCUUUCCUCCUUGAAUUUUGUCCACCGAGACCUGGCCACACGGAACUGCCUGGUGGGCAAGAACUACACCAUCAAGAUCGCCGACUUCGGGAUGAGCCGGAACCUGUACAGCGGGGACUACUACCGCAUCCAGGGCCGCGCCGUGCUGCCUAUCCGCUGGAUGUCCUGGGAGAGCAUUCUGCUGGGCAAGUUCACCACAGCCAGUGACGUGUGGGCCUUCGGGGUGACCCUGUGGGAGGCCUUCACCUUCUGCCAGGAGCAGCCCUACUCCCAGCUGUCCGACGAGCAGGUCAUCGAGAACACCGGAGAGUUCUUCCGGGACCAAGGGAGGCAGACCUACCUCCCGCAGCCCGCCAUCUGCCCCGACUCCGUGUACAAGCUGAUGCUGAGCUGCUGGCGGAGGGACACGAAGCACCGGCCCUCGUUCCAGGAGAUACACCUGCUGCUGCUCCAGCAGGGCGACGAGUGACCGCCUCCCGGGCCAGGCCGCCCGCGCCCACGCCACGCCACGCCCCGCGCCCACGCCACGCCACGGACCGAGUGCACGCGAGGCAGGCUGUCCCUUUCCUCCUGCCCCUCGUUUCCCACCGCUCCACCCCCCUGUCCACCCCUGACCCAUAUAUACUUUUUUUUACAUUAAAGAACUAAAAAAGAAAAAAAACGCUAGGGCAGGUAAAAUCCAGUAAAGAAACCUUCAUUGAUGUACCAGUGUUGAGAACAAAGCUAGAUAAUUUAGAUAAUUUAUAAAGGCUAAAUAUGCUUAUGUUUAUAAAUGUGCAGGUUCUACAAUAUUUUUUUAUGUUGCCUUUAAAAAUAGUUUCAGAAGUAAAACCUUGAAUGCUAAUGUCUUAGGAACACAGAGAUCAGGCUGGGGAAAGCACACGGCCAGUGGUGCCUCGGACUGGGCUCGGCCCUCGCUCUGUGCGUCCCUCUGGGGUCCAAGUAGCUGCCACCUGUUUGGAAACGCGCCGCUCUCUGGAGUGGGUGUUUUGUUCAUUCGUGGGCAGGGCUCAGGGUGGAGGUCUCUGUGCCUAGAAACAGAUUUUGCGUAGGAAGGAAUUGCAUUGUGUGGAGGUAGGAAGGGCAGCCCGUCUCGCAUGGCCAGGUGUGUCUCGGUGAGGCCGCGUCUGAAUCCGUGGAAACUGCUGUUUCGAUAGCUUUACCUAGGCCCUUGGUUCAUCUUCUCUAAAGCUGCCAACUGUUUUAGUGAAUGGCGGGCGGGGUUCCUCAGGCGCGUGCCAUAGGGGAGCGCCUGCUCCGAGGGUCCCUAGGGGCCGCCUGGGACCAGCGAGGGGAGCGCCGCCCCCCUUUGCCAGGGGCGCGCAGGAUGAGUGGGCUGAGGAGCGAGGGAGGCAGACGUAGCUGUGGACCCCAGAGCAGUGAUGUGUGGACGGUGCUGGGUGACCCUCUGCACAGGCCACGUGUGAUGGAGAGAAAGAGGGAGGCCUGGCUUUCCAACCUGUGGGAACAGAUACCGGUCAAAUCAGAGUCCCGUCAGAAUGGCUCCCGAGCUCCCUACCCCCACACCCCCAGAGUCAAGGGACAGCAGUGAAGGGAACCCCAAUUUCCACUAAGGGGACACAAGAGAAGACGGCAGAGGACACGGCUCAGGCUCAGGAGCAGCGUGACCCCUGGGCCUGCUUCUGACGCCCGUGCGUCCCCGCUCAGCCCCCAGCCUUGCUCCAGGCCACGGCAGACGCCGCACCCCCGCUCCCCAGGGCGCUGGCAGGGCCUCUCCUUCCCCCAGCAAACGCCCUUCCUGUCGUGUCCUGGGACUCGGUCUCCAGUCUCUCCCUCGAUGAACUGGAGGCUCGCAGGUGGGGAGUCAGGACAGCGGCUUGGGGAGCUUGACCCGUUUCUGCUUUGAGCAGCUGUGCCAUCUUGGACAAGCCUGCCGCCUGCACUGCCUCCUGGUCUGUGAGCUGAGAGUGCUGCAGCGGUGGCCGCGAGGGCUCCCAGUCCCAUGUGUCCAGUCUCGCUGGGAACCUGCUCACCUCCUGCCCCGAGAACUGUGGUCGGCAGGAGGUUGUCAGGGAAGUCGCUCCAGCCGCACUAGUAACACCGCCACGUGUGCGCUCCCACGCCCGUCAGACACCUGCAGGGCCGAACACGCUCGCUUCCCCCUGGGGACUUGCCCCUCUCUGCUCAUAAGGUCCGUGUUAGCGUCACGUCCUAUUGAGAGUCCCCAGAGAAACAGAGGAUAGGAGACACACACACGUUUCUGAUUCUUAUAAGGAAUCGGCUCAUGGCACCAUUUGUAGGGCCGAGCAAGAGACCCAGGAGACUGUGGUCACCUCUGAGGAUAGACCACCGGGGGCCAGUCCAGGGAGGAGGCUGAGGAGUCAGCUCAGUUCAGGCGGAGUGGACUCCUUUCCUUCCACCCGAGUCCUCAUCACAGUGGGUGCGGCCCGCACACUGGACAGGCCUCUGCCUUCCUCAGUCCAACAACCCACAGCUAAUCUCGUCCGGAAGCAGCUCUCAGACACCGAAUAACGCUAACCUGGCACCACAGGGCCCGUAGGGUGAACAGAUAAGAUCAGUCAUCACGUUUCUCUAGAAUUCAAGGGACUUGAGCAUGACCCCAGCGGGGCCCAGCCAGCCCUGCCAGGACUGCUGGGGGCAGGAGGGCGGCAUUUCUCCCGUCCUGCGCCUAACUUUUCUCCUCUGCUUCUUUCCCACAUCCCGCCUCAGCCCCUGCAUUUCAUGACCCCGCAGAGAGCAGUCCUAUUUAGAAGGAAUGUGGGGUGUCUCUGUUCCCCGGCCGUGGGCGAGAGAGGUCAUCGGCUCCAGGUGGCUGGCAGACCAUCAUUGCGUCCUGCUGGCCUUUCUAAACGUCACCUUUAUUCUGCAUAUGGAACGCUUUCCGUCCAGGUGGUGGUUUUGGAGUCAGAUCGGAAUGUCUGUGUAGGCGGGUCAGUGUGCUGAGGGCUAGGCCCCGCCCUGGGUGCCCGGCCCAGACUCACCUGCUCAGAAAGGACUGGCCUGGAGGCCGGAGGGGGCUGUGGUGUCCGCGCGGGGGCAGGAUCGCCUGCAGGUGCCCGAGGUGUGAGGAGCACAGGACGGAGGGAGUGGCAGAUGGUGAACGAAUGUGCGUGUGGCUGAGGGGAGGCCGGUGGCAGGAAAAGGCCGCAGGAAGGAGAGCGGACCUCGCAUAGGUGGCUGCGAAGGGUCGGGAGCCAGACAGACUCCGGCGAGGGUGAGACUCUGUUCUGGAGACGGAACUAGUCAGGGCAGAAAAAGUAAGUGUCGUGAAGAUGAAAGGAGGAUAUUUAUGGAGGGAAGGAAUUCUGGAUGAUGAAAGAGGAGACGUCAGGGGCAGCGUGAACAGAGGGAGCUUUGCAGAGCCUCUGAGAGAGAAGUUCCUCGUGGGCGCGGCCCACGGUGCCCGGCAGGGAGGCCCUUUCAUUCCCAAGGAAGCAGGUGGCGGAGGUCUGGGCGCCUGUAUCCUCAGCUGCGAAGCCAUCGGCUCCGCCCGCCGUGGACCUGGUUCCCAAGAGCUGCCUGGGAUGCAGACCUGGGCCUGGGGAGCUUGCAGACCACCAACUGGCUUUGCGUCCCAUCUCUUGCUUCUGUUAAGGGAUCACAGCUGGGCCCAGAAGGGCUACAGAAACAGGGAAGCAUUAGGCUCGAGAUCGGUCGACUCAGUCUCGUUUGACGCCCAGGCAGAGGUGGGUGCCGGUGGAAGCCCUGUGUCUUCUCACUCCAUCCAGGCUUCCGCACGAAGUGGAGCGCAACCAUGUGUUUUGUGUCAAAGGAGAACAGAGAGAGGGAAAGAGGAAGAAGUUUCAAGGAAAUAUUCUAAAACAGAGUAGCAUCUGCUUUGCCCAAAACUAUAAAAAAAGUGAAGAAAAUUAUAGUUAAGCCUUAAAUUAUUCUUCAAAUAGGACUGCUAAGUCCCUGAUCCUAAGUUGAAUUUAGUGUAGUCCUGCCCUCUUCACCUUUUCCGUGAGACCUCUGACCUGUGACCUGUGGCCUGGCAAACGGCAGGUCCCUGAAUGCUUCUGGGAGUUACAGAUCCUGGUGUAUGUUGGGAAAUCCUCCUGAACAGAAAUUUAACAUUUUUACGAAGCAGAUGAAUGUCUUUUCCACUUGGUAAAUGAAUUGGAAUGCUUCCCAACGCGGGAAGAAGCCGGAAUGGUUAAUGAGGACUGGAUUGCUGGCAUUUUGAGUUCUCCGCUACAAUCAGCUGCACUGCUUGGUAGGCAAUUGUUUCUAAAACUACUUAUCUCAAAACAUUUUAAAACUGGCAAGAAGUUGCAAAACUAGUACAGAGUGGCCUCACCCUAACACCAGGCUUUCCCACUGAUAACGUCUUACGGAACCAUCACGCUUUUCCAAAGCCAGAAAACUGACAUUGGUCUGAUAUUAGCGCAACCGCAGAUCAUACUCAGAUUCCACCAGCUUUUCACCUGCACUGAUUUGUUCUGGAUGGGCUUAACCCUUGCUGGUUUGUAACCUGGCCUUGCUUGGAGGCCUCGAGAAAGACACCAUCUGGAUACAAAUGUACAAACUCUUAAAGAGAAUGUAACAAACUCACCUGUUCCUUUAUCAACGAGCAUUAUCCUGCCUGGGCCGCGCACGUGCACGCAUCUGCUGACUUUGCUUGGCUGUUUAGCAUCUGGAACCAUCAAGAACAACUUGGAAGAAUCAGGCAACACAGAGAACAGUGAAGACCUGACAUGGCUUGCUGGCUAGAGAAUCUAUAAUAAUAGAAGUGUAAUAUGCUAAUUAGACCGGAUGUCUUUCCGGAUGGCCUUCUGGACGAAGCCAGGGCUGUGAGGGAAGCCUGGGUCCCCGGUGCCAGAAGGAAGCUGGUGCCGGCAGCCGGGGAAGGCCUACUCUUGCACGAAUUUUGUGCAUCGGGCCUCUAGUCAGGUAUGAAGGGAAAUCCAGGCAGUUCCUGCUGUUUCUACAGCAAGGAAGGAUCGUAAUUGUGGCAAAGAGAGCACUCCAGAGUGAACCAGUGUUUUGGUCAAGGAGUAGGUGGCACCGAGUUACGGCCCCAGGGCACCUUGUGGGAGGACUAGAAUACAGUGGUAUAGACCCUAAAUGUGAUAAACUAGUUUCAGAAUAGUAGAGGUUUCAUUUGCCUAAAUAUCUGUUCUGAAAUGAAAUAAACCACACUAGACCAAAUUAAAUACUAAUUUCAGGGGGGAGGGGAAGGGGUGGCUGGUAUUGGGGCUCCAGCUCUGUGGCUCCCAGCUGUGAGGUUUGUGGCGGUGUCUGAAGUGCCCUGUUUAGGACUCACCAGAUUGUAACUUGUUUACCACUGCGUCCCAUAUCCUGUAAAGUUCCCUGCCCAGACUCGCCUGCUGGGCACCCCAUACAUGCUUACUGAGUGUUGUCUUUGAAUGAAUCAAAUAUAGAAACAGAAACUUGUCCAACUGCAUGACUGGGGUGAAUUGGGGAGAAUUGCUCAGCUGUGAUAGAGGGUUUUUCACUUGAGGAGAGAGUAGAAAGGGCCAGAGCUUACUGGUGGAGAACAGCCCCCAUCGGUGGAUGUCCUGUGUGCGCCUUAUUCUUUGAGGUCUUUCGACAGCAUUUCAAGGUCGUUCUGUAUAAGGCACCCCGUCCGGAGCAGGCACCAGACUCUGGCCCCAAAGUCAGCCCUUUGGAAACAAGUCUUGCCGAUGUCUGGUCAAUAACCUCCAGGACUCUAAAGGGGCAGGACCCGUCAGCCCGAGCUCGCCGAGCUCGCGGGCAUUCGGGACCCGCAGGUACCAGCACAGGGGGGUUUGCGAGGUUUGAGGGAAGGCACCGUGGGGUAGGCAAUCACUCCGAGUGAAAACUUGUUUUCUUGAAAAGAGGCUGGGAACUAACGGAAGGUGUGAGCAUUCCUACAAACACACCGAGUGUGCAGUCUAGCUGCUCACGUCCGCCCUUCACAAUCCACGCCGCCCAUCCCACUCCCCUGUUGUCUGUCUGUCCGUCUGUCUGUCCAGUGGCUCUGCUUCUGCUUCAGCGAGGAGCAGGCUUCCUGGGAGAGGGCACACCUGGGCUGCUCUGCGGACUCUGGAGGGCCAUGUGGCUUGUCAAGGGGUAAAGAGAAAACUGACUUAAUUUCUGCUUAAAACUAUUGUAGUCAUUCCAAAAUAGAGCAUGUAAGAAUUCUCUGUAUUAGAAAAAGAACGAGAUACCAAUUGUAUAUUUUCUUUUCUUUAUUUAUUCUCUGUAAGUCUGAUAAUGGUCAACUGUAAAUAGCAAUGAUUAAAGAAAUAUGCGCCUGA